Mesorhabditis belari is the source of this 3678-nucleotide messenger RNA. The record is from the annotation of a GenBank genome assembly. NCBI's taxonomy places the organism in Eukaryota, Metazoa, Nematoda, Chromadorea, Rhabditida, Rhabditidae.
AUGAGAUCCAGAAGUGGAUCUGGAGUACGACUCGAUCGCCUUUUAUUUCUUGUCGAGCAAACAAUUCUUAAAAAUCAAGAUGCAGCUACGGGACUCUUCGCAAAUAAUUGCCUCGAUUUUCCAGGACAAGCAUGGGUGAGAGAUAAUGUUUAUGCAGCACACGCAUUGUGGGCAUUAUAUCGAGCCUAUCAAAAGAGCGCCGAAUUUGAUGAAGAUCUUAUCAAAGCCGGCGAAUUGGGAAUGACUUGUGUAAAACUUAUGCAAUCAUUGUUGGAUUGUAUGAUGAGACAAGCGAAUAAAGUCGAGCUUUUCAAGCAAUAUCAACGCUCACCUGAUGCAAUUCACGCAAAGUUUUCAUCGAGAACAAAAUCGACGGUUUGUGGAGACACUGAAUGGGGCCAUCUUCAGCUAGAUGCUGUUUCUCUUUUUCUUCUUACGAUUGCUCAAAUGACUGCCUCUGGAUUACAAAUUGUUCGAAACUUUGACGAAGUAGCUUUUGUGCAGAAUCUUGUCUAUUAUAUUGAAGUUGGGUAUCGGACACCUGAUUUUGGAAUUUGGGAGCGUGGAGAUAAGACAAAUCAAGGGAUCCGCGAGUUGAAUGCGAGCUCGAUUGGAAUGGUGAAAGCAGCUUUGCAAGCGAUGAAUGAUGUUGGUGACCUUUUUGGAGACGGCUCAAAAACAUCUGUAAUCACCGUAAUGCCAGAUGAGAUCGAACAGUGCAGUGCUGUUCUUAACAGUAUGCUGCCACGAGAAUCUUUCUCAAAAGAAACGGAUGCCGCUCUUUUAACAAUUAUCUCCUAUCCUGCUUUCUCUGUUGAAGAUCCAGAAUUGGUGACAAUGACAAGAGAUACAAUCACAAAAAUGCUGCUUGGAACAUAUGGAUGCCGACGAUUUCUCCGUGAUGGAUAUAGAACUGUUCUAGAGGAUCGUUCUCGACUUUACUACAACAAAAGCGAGUUGCAACAAUUUGAGGACAUUGAAUGCGAAUGGCCGCUUUUUCUUUGUCUUUUAGCACUCGAUGCAAUGUUUUGUAAAGAUAAAGACACUGCUGAGAUCUAUUGGAAUCAACUAGAGAAAACUCUUCAAGUGUCACCCACUGGACAACCCUUGGUACCGGAGUUGUUCGUAGUUGAUCGACAACAUGUAGCUGCCGAGAAAGCACAAAGAGGCUCACAACCAAGAACUGUAGCCGGUGUUGUACCAUUUCUAUGGGCACAAUCUCUUUACGUGAUAGUGAGUCUCUUGUAUGAGGGAUUUCUCGCGCCAGCUGAGUUGGAUCCUUUAAGUAGACGAUUGACCACUUAUGAAAAAAGACCGCCAUGUGAAGUGCAAGUUUCAAUUUUGGCCGAGAAUGGAAACGUUCAGCGGGAAUUGCGAGCAAAUGGCAUCAUUGUUCAACGAGUGGAUGAAGUCGAUCCAGUUUUCUCCAUUCAACCAGCAAGCAAAUUGGCUGAACUCUUGGAAAAAAUCGGCGAAUCGAAAAAGCUGGGGUUGAGCGGCAGACCGCGUGAUCGAGAGGUCGGCCUACUCAGCACCAGUCGACUCUAUCAACUUGGAUCGAAAUUUGUCAUCUUUACACCCCAGUUCAUGGACAGUCGACGUUCACAUCUAAUGUACGAUAUUCGAAUUCUUAUGGACGAAUGGAGCAGCGAGCUACAAUACAUCUAUGCUUCAUGGAACAGCGUCUCUAUCAGUGGACGACCUUUAGUUGUUCUUGUCAUCAAUGAGAACAUGUUAUCUACGGAUGGACUUUCACCAUUUUCAAGUAUCUCUUUGAAUCGUUUCAUGAAAUCAACUGUAAUUGGGACAAUCAAGAAAAUCAAUACCGGAUAUUUGGGUGGAGCCAGAGUUGUUAUGCGCAAUAUUUCUGACUUUUUUCGAACAACAGCUGUUUUGAAAUUAGAAUUUAGAGGGGUAAAUCGAGCAGAAGAUCUUUUAAAAAGAAUAGGCGAAGAGCGGAUUCAAUUCAAUCUUCCGACAGAAGUCGAUCGCAAGAAAAGUGGCACUGACUUUAGAGCAACAAGGGGUGACGAGUCACCGACGAAAAGUUCCCUUAAAAGAACUGACUCGGUGAAAGAUCGUCGAACCUACAACCUUGUUCAUAAAGCUUCAAUGAGACAUCGAUCAAUCAUUCUUGAUAGCAACGAUUCUGAUCUUGUUCAAUUGCGAUUGGCUUUUGCAAAACGUGAUCGAAAUCUGGAUGAUACAAGUGGAAAUCCAAGUCGAGAACUUUCGCCAGUCAACGAGCCAUCGUGUCUCAUUACAUCGUCGAAAAAUCUUCUAAAUACAGAAGUCGAUGCUAGAGUACGAUUAGAUAUUUCUCAAAAGUCACAAAUGAGCGACAUGAGAGCAGAUGAUCUUGCUGACAUGUUAUUGGAUACAAAUCAGUUGGAAGAACAAGCUUCAAUCCUUCAUUGCUUAUGGAUGAAAUGUGGUCCUGAUCAUUUGGUUCUUCUGAAUGAUCAACACAUCCCAGUUCGACUAUUGAUGGAGGAGACUUAUUCUAAAGCCUGUGAAAGUCGAGAUUGGGCAUUAACAAGAUUGACAGCUGGAUUGUUGAAUAAAAGGCUUGAAGAGUUGGGAAAAGCUGUCACUCAUCUUCUCGUUCGUCAAAAACAAAUUACGGUUGGAAUGCCAUCAAAGAGAGAAGAAGCUAUUACAUGUCCAAAGACGAAUGAAGAGUUGAAAGAGAUCAUGUUCAGAGCCUAUCACGAUGAUCCAAAUUCUUUCACCUUAAGCCAAGAGAUCAUUGUCGCAUUGGGAUCUUUGGUUCGAACUGAAGCAAAACUUUUCGUUGAAAUGUUCCGCUUACGAAUUGGCCUCAUUAUACAAAUUUUGGCAUCAGAAUUGGCUCGUUUACGUUCCCUGUCGGCUACUGAUGCUUUACAGAAUCUACUUAUGAUUUCACCAUUCGAGUUGAAAUCGAUGCUUUUAAUGUUGUUGAGUGGAAGACUUUUAGAAGAAACACAAAUUGAUGAUGAAACAGCGGCAAAGGAAACGAGAACGGGGAUUGGCAGCUUCCGAAAACAUAUUGAAGAGCGAAAGUCAUUACGAAAAUCGAUGAGACAAUCGCGUAGAGAUGCGGGAAUCCCUCCACCAAAAGAAGAGGAUGAAAUUGUGGAUGAAUCAGUGGAUGAGGCUGAAGUGGAUGACUUUCAGUUCGGCAUCUGGCUUCGUCAUCGACGAAUCGAUGGAGCUCUCAAUCGAGUUCCCAAUCAUUUCUAUGCGACUCUUUGGGAUACUGUACAUCGUUUUCCACAUGGAUUACGAAUUAAUGGCAACAUUUUACAUUGGGGUCUCACUCAGGAAAUGACAAGACGUGAGAUCAAAUUUGCGCUCGAGGUUGAAGAGAUUCUCAAUCAAAUCAGUGAGCCGGAGUACAGAGAAAUGGUCGUAGAAACUCUAUGGUUAUUGGGUCGAUUGGACAGAGUUGUUCGCAGUGAUUCUCCUCGAAUUCCCCAUGACAAGCCAUUCGAAGUUGAUCAAAUCGUCAUCAAAGCAAACCAACUCUUUGUGUCUCAUAAUUGUGAGCUCGGGACAAUUGUGUUGGACUGUUGUGCAAGCAAGAAAUCCUGUGGAGGUGCUCGGGGUCUUUGUGUUCAUUUUCUCGAUUCAGCACCAGCCGGUGAAUAUGGAACUAGUCAUUACAUUAUUCGUGCUCUUGCUGACUUCUUUACA